GAAAAGGUGGGGCUUAUAGCUGAAGUCAAGAAACCUGGUGCAGUGUGGGACAAUGGAGGAACCAGUGGGUGUCUCUGUUCUUCUGGGGGCCAUUCUUAGAGGGUCUGCUGCUGGAUUUGCCUUUGUACAGGCCUCCUCAUUUGCCCUGGAGCCAUGGCUAAGUGAAGAACCUACACUGCUCCCUAUUGCAGUUCAGGCCGCCAGUCGAGCAGGAUCCACUGGAGUUGGGGUCGUAACCGCCUGUCUAGUUUGCACCUCAAUGCUCAUUUCUCUGGGAAGUGGCUUUCUACUUGCUGCCAUGGUGAUGAAGCUACUAAAACAUAUCGGAUCUGAUAUACCAUGGCUGACUGCAAUGGCAACAUCAGUUUCUUUAAUAUUAGGAGCUGCUACUACAGGGGUAUUAUGGGGUCUACUUCCACUGGGGGUGUACAUCAUAGUUCAAUUGAUUUUAGUAGUUGCAGUGUUCUUCUACUCCAAUAUAAAUCAACUGACACAAGCACUGUCCAUAAUCUUUGUCACCCUAUAUGUUAGUGUCUACUAUGGAAGAAUGGGUGUUUUGCUUGGACUUUUUCUAACUGGAGUAACCAUCUCUUUCCUAUGUGCUCUUCGGAAAGCUCUGACCGAACGAAUUGCGCCCAGACCCAAAUGCGUGACUGAAUGCAAACUACUGGAGCGAGUAUUUUUUUAUUCAGUCGUAGUGGGAAUGCUUGGGUUUGGUGUGGGGUUAGGAGCAGGUGAGCUGGAGAAUAACUCAGAAGCAGAAAUGGUAAUUAUGAUCGAGUCUGUCCUUUGGGUGGCUUUCCUGUCGGCUGGCAUAUUAGGAGCAGGCCUGGGGACAGUGGCCAUGGUUGAUGUGGGAACAGAGAUGGCUGGAAACAUUGCAAUUGGGACUUCUGUUUUGUCAGCAAUUGCACUAAGAGUCAUCUGGAACAAUGUGCCAAGUUUAGGGGCAAGAGCCAGCACCGGGGGGAUAUUGGGAAUCACUGUAGUUGCAGCGGUAUCACUUUCGGCUGCAAGUGUCGCAGCCAAAGAAGUGUAUAAUUCAAGAUUCACAUUUUUAACAACUAUUUCUUCAGUUGCUGUUGGAGUGAUUGCAGCUAGUAAAGUCUCAAGUUCUUCUCUAAUGGGGACGUCGGAACUCACUACAGCCAUCUUUGUUUCAAUGGGGUCAUAUGUCCUUGGAGCACCAAAAAGCCCGUUCAACACCAGAAUGCAACUCCGCCGGGGACUUCUCACAGGGCCGGAGCUGGUUAAAGAGAUUGGCAUGGAAACAAUCACCGCAGCAGCAGCACCGAUCGGAGCUGGGGCACUGGGAGUGGCUGUGUUAGGAACAGCUGCUCUGGGGAAGCUCGGGACUGUGGGGGUGUUACUGGCCUUAGCAUUGGCUUUGGGAAGCACUCUGUCAGGUAUGUUAGGGAGAACACUACCUGCGCCUGCAGAAAGGGUAAACACACAAUGACUGUGUCUGUGUGUCUUAUAGUUUUGUGUUGUUGAUUCUGUAUGAGAAAAUUAAAUGUGCCUAUCUGUAUUGGUAGUUAAAACUGUAAUUCUCAGUAGACCUAUGUACUUAAAUUAUAAUAUGUUUGUGCUUUAAAACUACCAUCCAUGAGUUUAUUUUAUUUUAAUUUACCAGAUGUGAAUCCUGUUCCCCACUCACCUGCUCUUUGUUCAGGCUCACCUGUGGUCUCUGGCUUAAGCCAAAGUUGGCACUGCAACUGUAGAUAGCAUCUAGUGGUGGUUUGUGAAAAUACAACAGUCACUAUACCUUAGGGAAAAAAAGUAAUUUAUCUCUGUGAUUGUUAUACUCUGGUCUGUUUGCAUUAAUUGUUACAAGCUCCAUAAGAACAUGUUUCUGCAAGCAUUGCCAUUUAAUAUUCUGUAAAUGUUCAGGAAAAGCACACUGUAUUAAAAGCCUACUGUGCAUAGGUCCAAUAACUUAAAAUUAAUUUAAAUAAGUAAACAUCAGUGUGAUUUUGCAGGGAUUAAGUGUGAAAACAAUAUGUUUUUUUUUUUCUCCAAUUGCUGUACAAAGCUUUGCUCAAUAAAAUUUGUUUUCUUUUGCACAA
Boleophthalmus pectinirostris (great blue-spotted mudskipper) is the source of this 2066-nucleotide messenger RNA. RefSeq lists its product as uncharacterized. The transcript has 2 exons. The record is from RefSeq and is a predicted model, not a curated record. NCBI's taxonomy places the organism in Eukaryota, Metazoa, Chordata, Actinopteri, Gobiiformes, Gobiidae. Bases 53 to 1459 code for a protein of 468 amino acids.